Molecule: messenger RNA, 407 nt
Organism: Coturnix japonica (Japanese quail)
Lineage: Eukaryota; Metazoa; Chordata; Aves; Galliformes; Phasianidae
Source: RefSeq, a predicted model, not a curated record
AACCGCUUCAUUUCUUCAGAGUAAUCAAAGAGAAAGCCAAACCUCCAGGAGGAGAAGCAAAAGGGGCGCAGGCAGCACCAAUCCAGCAUUCAUUCCUCACCGAUGUGUCAGAUGUCCAGGAAAUGGAAAGGGGACUUCUCAGCCUCCUCAAUGACUUCCACUCUGGCAAACUUCAAGCGUUCGGAAAUGAAUGUUCCAUAGAGCAAAUGGAGCACGUGCGGAGCAUGCAGGAGAAACUUGCCCGCCUCAAUCUGGAGCUCUAUGGGGAGCUGGAAGAACUCCCUGAAGAUAAAAGAAAACUGGCCAGUGACUCCAAUCUGGAUAGGCUGCUGUCAGAUGUAAGUACAGAGAAAGGAGCAGACAUGGAACUUGGUCACAGAACCACAGAAUGACCCGGGUUGGAAGGG